AUGGUGGAUGCCGUCAGUCAGCCCCGGAGGCUUGUAGAAAUCCGACGCCGUUGGAUGCAUGAUAACAAUGAGCUCCACCAGGCGCGUGUUGCUAUUCAGGAGCUGAUGGAUGAAAAGUAUCGCUUGGAAAGCCAACUCCAAGCUGCUGGUCUGAGGGAGAGUCGAUUUGUCUCCAAGAAAAACAAGGCAGAGGAGGAUCUGAAGCAUGUGACAGCCAACCUUGUCGAAGAGAGGAUGUUGUUGGCCCGCGAUAUAGCGGAAAAGGAUCGGGUCCUUGCUCACGCCAAAACCGUUCAGGAGGAGUUGGAACGUAAAGCUGUUGCUGAGGCUCAAAAGAUGAGGUCUGAGUUGUCUGCUAAGAUGGAAAAGUUUCGUAUUGACACUGAUUUUGUGUCUCAGGUGCAGGAGCAGUAUCAAGGUCUAACUGUGGAGUUGGAGGCGUCCAAUGCCAAGGCCCAAGCCAAACUGGUUGAGAUGGAGGAGUGGGACGAACAACUUAGGAAACUCCAGCAGCUGUGUGGCUCCCUUGUUUCCGAGAAAAAUCAACUUGUUCAAUCUUCAACCACCCAUCAGGCGCGCCAUAAAGAGGCGGAAAGUGCAUUGGAGCAGUCAAACGCCGAGGUGGAUAGCCUGACCAGCCGCCUAGCUGGUUUACAAGGGCACAAUGACGGCGUUUACCAUGGUUACUUUACUUGUCAACAAACGGAUAGGAUUACUCCCGCGUUCCAAGAGAAUAGAGGCAAACUACAGGUGGAGAUGGCGGAUGCUCUUGAGGCGGCUUGUAAUGAUCCGCUGCCCGCGUAUGCGGAGCUGAUGGACAAGGUGGCCGAAGACGGCGUGGACUCCUUACGCCAGAUGCUAGACAUGGCGGAGGAGUCUGAAGAGGAAUGA
Messenger RNA from Helianthus annuus (common sunflower), 891 nucleotides. RefSeq lists its product as uncharacterized. The record is from RefSeq and is a predicted model, not a curated record. Lineage: Eukaryota; Viridiplantae; Streptophyta; Magnoliopsida; Asterales; Asteraceae. The transcript has 2 exons. Bases 1 to 891 code for a protein of 296 amino acids.